Diachasma alloeum is the source of this 1378-nucleotide messenger RNA. RefSeq names its product gamma-secretase subunit Aph-1 (gene aph-1). The record is from RefSeq and is a predicted model, not a curated record. Gene Ontology annotation, cellular component: endoplasmic reticulum; membrane; gamma-secretase complex. The coding region runs from base 204 to 920 and encodes 238 amino acids. Gene Ontology annotation, molecular function: protein-macromolecule adaptor activity. The transcript has 2 exons. Gene Ontology annotation, biological process: protein processing; Notch receptor processing; Notch signaling pathway. Lineage: Eukaryota; Metazoa; Arthropoda; Insecta; Hymenoptera; Braconidae.
UUGCAUCUCCACUGGCAGCACAGUCACUAUUUUGACGAGUGACUUUAACCCCAAUUUCGGGAUUUGUCAAAAGUAUUCGGAAUUCCGGAGAUUAGAAAUAGAAUAAACGCAUUUCGUUAUUGUUCAAGAUGCGUCGAACCCGGUAGUUUCUGAGUUGUUUGAGUUUUUCCUGGCCUCAGUGCUGAUAAUACAAGAGGGUGAAAAUGGCAGUGAUGGACUUCUUCGGCUGUGCCCUCCUUGCCUUCGGUCCCCCCUUGGCAUUGUUCACAUUUACAGUGUCAGUGGAGCCCAUUAGGAUAAUUAUUCUGAUAGCUAGUGCAUUCUUCUGGUUGAUAUCGCUGCUGCUGUCGUCGAUUCUGUGGUAUGCGGUGGUUCCUUUGCAGAAGCAUCUUGCCUUCGGGCUCGUGUUCUCUGUGCUCUUCCAGGAAGGAUUCAGGUUCCUCCUAUACUGCGUCCUCAGGAAAGCAGAGAAGGGUCUGGAGAAGGUGACGACAGCGCACGUGGCCGACAGUAGGCACAUAUUCGCCUACGUCUGCGGUCUGGGCUUUGGUUUCAUGAGUGGUGCAUUUGCCCUAGUGAAUGUCCUAGCUGACGCUGUUGGUCCUGGGACAAUGGGUCUUCGUCAGGGCAACGAGUACUUCUUCAUUCUAUCAGCAGCCACCACCCUCUGCUUCAUCCUCCUCCACACAUUCUGGGGCGUUAUAUUCUUCUCAGCACUGGAUAGGAAAAACUGGGGACAACUCGCCUGGGUCGUUUGCUCACAUUUAUUCGUAUCCUGCAUGACCUUGCUGAAUAAACUCGAGGUCUGUGGUCCUACUCUUCUGGCAGCGUACGCUGUACUCACCAUGACUGGAGCAUUAGCAUUCAGGAUAGCUGGUGGAAAGUUCCAAAACAUUCCCAUGUGCUUUGCCCGAAAAUAAAGAGCUUGGAGAAGUAGGGAAACCCAGGGUGAAAUGGACACAUCUAGAAUUUGAGAUAUGUCAAUAUUUUUGAAAUAUUGUAUUUCUACCUGCGUUUUAGGGUUCUAGGAGAAAUGUUCUCCGGCAAAAUGUUCCUUAGAAACAUGAAUUCCCCAAAAAACUCCCAAAACUAGCUCCAAAAUUAAAAAUAUCACCCCUCCAUAAGAGUGAAAAGCACGAAAAAUAUAGAAAAUUAAAAAUAAAAGACCUUUAUUCACCACAAUAAGAAACGAAUGAACACUAAAUUGUUAGGACAUGAACACAUCGCACGCUAAAUGGAAAAAGGUCGUAUAAUCCUAAUUUAGGGAAUAUGAAAUCUGGACAACUUGGGCUCUGCAGAAUCAUUUUGACCCAACUUUUGAGGACAAUUUUUUUUGGCGCAUACGACUUUUUUCCACAAAUAUUUCUCCAAUAGUGGA